ACGCUCUGUAACUUCAACUGACAGCUGCAGGAGCCGAGAUAGAGAGCACACACAACCUGUCAAACCGAAACACUGCAAAAAUGGAGUGGACCCCGAUGGAGAUAAACCCCGAGAUGCUGAACAAGAUGAUGAGCAAGCUAGGCGUGGGUGAGAGCUGGCGCUUCGUUGAUGUGUUGGGACUGGAGGGUGAGCAACUGUCCGCCGUCCCCAAACCAUGCUGUGCCUUGAUGCUGCUCUUCCCACUGACACAACAGCAUGAGUCUUUCAGACAGCAGCAGGAAGACAAGGUUGCAGGAGGCUCUGACAUUUAUUUCCUGAAGCAGACAGCAGUCAAUUCCUGUGGCACCAUCGCCCUGCUGCAUGCUGUGGCCAACAACCAAAGCAAACUGUCAUUUGAUAGUAGCUCUGCCCUGAAGAAGUUUCUAGAUGAGACUGCAAACAUGUCUGCUGAUGACCGUGCCAAACAUCUUGAGACUAACCAGGCAAUCUGUGAGGCUCACAAUGAGGUUGCAGUGCAGGGCCAGUGUAGGCCUGAAGCAGACAAAGUCCACUUCCACUUUAUUGCCUUUGUCAAUGUAGAUGGACAACUUUAUGAAUUUGAUGGGAGAAUGAAUGGGCCAGUUAAGCACGGAGCUACCAAAGAUGAUUCAUUCAUAACGGAUGCAUCCAAAGUGUGCCGCGGCUUCGUGGAGAGAGAGCAAGGCGAGGUCCGUUUCUCCGCAGUGGCUCUUUGUCACAGUUAGAUGUUUGGUAGGGUACACAAUCAAAUUGUAAACCAAAAUGUCUUGGAGCUUUCCCAUGGCAAACCAAAUCAUCAGGCACCCAGAACAACCUGUGAGCACAUACAUCUGCACACACUAUGCACUAUGAAGCACAUCUUGUUGCCACAUACUGUACUUUCAUCUCAUGAACAAAGCAUUCUUUAGCACAUGUACACAAACACCAUCAAAACCUUUUGUUCUGCUGACACUAACUGCUACAAGCUUGUCCAGACCUUUGUAUGUGUUAUCAUUUAGCAACCAGAAUUGUAAAACAUGAGGUCAGAUCUCACCACUGCUUUUGUGCAUAUGCGUAUUUGUCUUUUUGCUACUUUUUUUGUAUGUUAUCAGUGGUGAGUCGGUGUCAAACUCAGAUGAUGCUUAAAUACCUUUUGUGCCAAUAAAUAGAACAAAAAAGAGAAGGAAAAGGCAGAAAACUUGUGCGGAGAAACGUUCUGUUCUCUGAAUGCCUUUAGUUGCUGUGUGGUUGAGUUUAUAAGGAUCUGACAUUCUUCAGAACAGCUCAGAUCGACCGUAGGAAUAAUUUAACCAUUGUUCGGGGAACACACGCAACCUUUUUGAGUGGUGUUCUUUGGUGACAUUUCUCUGAAAAACAAAGAUUUUCUUUGAAAAGUUGGAUUUUAAAGUGGUGAUGGUGGACGACAGUAAUUUAACAGUGUUUUCAGAAAUCAAUACAAUUGUUUGCACUUUAUUUAAAAAUUGAUUUUCACUGAAUAAUCUAAAAAUAGUCAAUUACACUAAAACUAUUGGUGUGAGUUCAACUUUAACACAGAAAAUACAAAGUUCCAAACACGAUAGGGACCAUCAAGAUCAAGUGCUGCUCUAUGUUGGGUUGUUGUUGUGCAGUGCAGGUUGAUAGUACCGUGUUUGUAGGCUGUGCACCAAUUGUUUACCUUUCUGCACUUUCCAAAUACUAUGUUGCUUUAGUUCUGUAGGUGAUGCAGCUGUGGGAAUUAAAUAAA
Molecule: messenger RNA, 1741 nt
Organism: Plectropomus leopardus (leopard coralgrouper)
Lineage: Eukaryota; Metazoa; Chordata; Actinopteri; Perciformes; Serranidae
Gene: uchl1
Product: ubiquitin carboxyl-terminal esterase L1 (ubiquitin thiolesterase)
Biological process (GO): protein deubiquitination; ubiquitin-dependent protein catabolic process
Cellular component (GO): cytoplasm
Molecular function (GO): cysteine-type deubiquitinase activity
Source: RefSeq, a predicted model, not a curated record